AUGGCCGGAGCCAGCGGUGGGGGAGGAGCGCAGAGCUUUACAGAUGUUCACACCAGCUUGGCAGGGCACACGGCCUGGCUGGGCGCACGCCAGCUGGGCAGCCCCUGGCAGGCCGGCGUGGGGCUCCAGCCUGCGUUCCUGCUGAGUCAGAGCGUGGAGCAGAGCACGGAGCCAGCAGCAUGCACUCCGGCCGCACCGCCCCUCCCUCCCCGGCACCCGGGGGGGGACCCCAGACACUGCAAGUCGCCCCGGAAGCAGGCCAGGCCCCCGCCCCACACACCGGGCCCUCUGGAGCCCGGAACGCAGGGGCACCUCCACACACGGUGGGGGUGGAAGGGUGGCAGCCCCGGGCCGCUCCAGCCAUCCCCCUGCCUCUGCGCUGCAGACGGCUCACAGCGGCGCCUGGAGAGCCCUCCCCUCCUGCGUCCUCCCUGCCGGAAGGAACUGUGGCGAGCUCCUCCAGGCCGAGAGCCGUUCCACCCCUAG
Rangifer tarandus platyrhynchus (Svalbard reindeer) is the source of this 486-nucleotide messenger RNA. NCBI's taxonomy places the organism in Eukaryota, Metazoa, Chordata, Mammalia, Artiodactyla, Cervidae. The record is from the annotation of a GenBank genome assembly.